Messenger RNA from Mobula hypostoma (lesser devil ray), 4945 nucleotides. RefSeq lists its product as uncharacterized. NCBI's taxonomy places the organism in Eukaryota, Metazoa, Chordata, Chondrichthyes, Myliobatiformes, Myliobatidae. The record is from RefSeq and is a predicted model, not a curated record. Gene Ontology annotation, molecular function: protein binding; ubiquitin protein ligase activity. The coding region runs from base 207 to 3527 and encodes 1106 amino acids. The transcript has 20 exons. Gene Ontology annotation, biological process: ubiquitin-dependent protein catabolic process; protein polyubiquitination.
UUUCAGUUGGACGGUAGAGCAGUCGGCGGCCAUCGGCUUCUAGGCUUUUAAUAAUCACCUGGAAACCCUCUUACGGGCCCAGUAGGAGUCUGUUAAAGCCUGUUGCCACGGUAGCGGGCGGCGUCACGUUGAGUUUGGACGGUGAGGUGGGGAGGAGCGGAGAGCGGACUAGGACAGUUGGAUCUUCCCAGGGAACCGAACGGGCGAUGGAUGACUGUGAUUUAAAGAAACUCGCGGUUACUCCGGGGACCUUGGAUCCUCCCUUUAAUCCCAAAGUGACUUUGUAUAAAGUGAUGGUCGGCAGUGAAGCUGUCAAAAUCACUGUUUACGCCGUGACGAGCGACAGCGGGGCCUCUUAUCAAGUCAUUGGUGCAGAUGAUAGUAAAUCCGUUGUCCUUAAAGAUGGUGUAAAUAAAAUUCACAUUGAGGUUGCUGCAGAAGAUGGAACUCUGAAGCAAUAUACAGUUCAGGCAAUCAAACUCACUUCAAGCACUCCAUUGUUAAGUGGACUGAAAGUAGCCGAAAAGUUAGAGCUUGAUCCCGCGUUUUCAAUGUCUGUGUAUGAAUAUACAUGUUUAGCACCACUGAAUAUGACCACUGUAAAUAUUCAACCAACAGUUCCAGACAAUAAAAUGCAAGUUACUAUUAAUGGGUCAAAAGGCAGUAAUCCAAUACAGCUAUCUGUAGGAAAUACCAAAGUGGAAGUGAAUGUUACAUCAGCAGAUGGCACACAGUCCCAGAUCUAUCGGGUCAUUGUUGCUCAUGCAUACAUUCCAUGGUCUAUCAAUUUUGUAAAUGAAAGUGAUGCCAUUGAUUUUGAGUGUCCUAUAACCCUUAAGGCUUUCUACCAGCCGGUCUCUAUAAAAAGAAGUGAUCCCAAGCACAUUUUCUCAGAAUCAAGAGUUAAAUUCCUCACUCGAAAGACAAUGUGUGAUCCCAUCGAUGAAACUCCCUUUGAUCAAGAUUGGUGUGUUCCAGAAUACGAAUUGGACAAAAGAAUGUCAGCUGCUACUGUUUAUUGUUGCUUCAAAUAUCGAGGUUGUCCAAAUGUAAUGCCACUGGGGGAACUUGGACCCCAUAUAAAGCAGUGUCCUAACCGACCACCAGCUGAACUGGAUUCUAAGGACGUCACAGGGACUUCAUGGUAUCAAACAGACUUUGGUCUUACAUCAAAGCCAAAACCUCAUCUCAACCAUACUGUACAGGUGCGUUCCUGGGAGAAGAAUCUUCACGACCAAUCUAAUAAUGAUGGGAAUGUUGAGAAACUCUGCAGCAAUGCUUCAAAUGAAAUAAAAAUGUACAGAGAACUUCUUUCCAAAUCAGUGUCUUACUAUGAAGAUGGGAAAUCCCCUGUGGAUUUACUACAUAGGGCAGCAGUGAACUAUGCUUUGGCUAUAAAAUUGAAACCAAAGGACCCUGAAUUGCACUUCCAGCUGGGUGUGGUGUUGGAGGAACAUUACUAUGUGAAAGUGAUAUAUGGAGUUGUGAAGAUGGAUAAAGAAGACGAUCCAGAAAAGCUCAGUGCUGCUGAGAUCGCUGGGAGAGAUGAUGAAAUCUUGGCAAUAUGUAAACUUCAUGGCAAGAAGGGAACAACCACAAUAGAACAACUGAAGGCAUUAGACUUGGAAUAUCAUUACUUGAAGGAACAAGGACAGUCUGCAAGAGCUGACUACAUUCAAACACUUUACAACUGGAAAUCCCAAAAGUCUGUAAAGGACAGUCAAAAGAAACCAACACAAUCUGAUGGGCAAAAUUACAUGGACUGGGCUUUUCUGAAGUACAUGGAUGCUUCAUCUCUGCAACCUCAAAAAUGGCAAUAUAAUUUCCAUGUUGGACGUUUGCUGUUAUUUCAAAAGAAGAAUAAUGAAGCAUUGAAGUUUUUGCACACCGCACUAGCACAGAAACCAACAGAACCUUCUACUAGGUUCUAUGCAGGUCUGGUUGUGUUGGAUCGGGAUAAAGGAUUAGGUCCUCAGACACGAUAUGCUGUUCAAUACCUACUGCAGGGUUUAGAACAAUUACUGACUGACCUUGAAUCUUUAGAUCAGAACCCAGCAAGUGAAGAUGCACCAUUUCUUCGAGCUUUAAAUACAUUUUCUCUUCUGAAUAUUCAGUUGCUCAGAGGAAUAUUCAGGCUAGGAACAUUUCUCUUCAAUCCACCUGCUGGACUGCCAGAAAAAACAAUGGCACCUAAGCAAGUGCUUCACUUUUCUGUAGAUUUAGCUGCCUGGGCUUUGUGUAAAUAUCCAUAUCGUGGAUCUUUAAGUCAAAAAUUGGAAUGGCUGCUUCUUGAAUCCCAUUUAACCCUUUUAGAGUUGCAUUCCAAAAAAUCAAAUCCGAAUGAAGAGAUGAUCAGUAAAAGAUGUCAGAAUUUAUCUUCACUAUUAAAAAAUACCAAUAUUCCAAUCUGCAGUGAACUACUAGAGAUGCAGCAAAUGGUGUGCCAAUUAAGAGUAGAAACAACUCCCUGUGACAGUAAUGCUCUCUACAUGCUUGGCUUGGCACAGAUGGUUGAAUAUGACAAUGAGUCUUCUCCAGCAAAAGCCAAACAACUGAUUGAAGAUGCUUGCUUAAGCUUCAAAGCCAGUAUUAGCAUGGAGAACAAACCAAUAUCUGGGAAACCACCAGUAGAACUAACUAAACAGAAAUGGUGGCAGGAUUUUAAACUGGAAGAAAGCCAAAAGGUUCAGCAGCAGGACCGACAGGAAAAGCAGAGGGUCGAGGAGGAGCAGGAGCAGCCAGGAGUAAAAAGUGAAAACAUUACACCUACUGCUGCUGCAAGAGGUGGAUCUGCCAGAGGCAGAGGCACAGGCACUUCCACAAGAGGAUCCACUGUACCAUCAAAAACAACCCUUCCAGGCCGUGGUAGAGCAAGCGAGAUGCCCAAAGGUGCCAGGGGGCGUGCCAUUACCAAACCUGCUCCUGCUCCUGCUCCUGCUCCUGCUGGCAAAACAACUGAAAAGACAUCUGCUAAAGAUACAAACCAGACUGCCAUGACUUCCAGUAACGCAGCUCAGACUGCUCAUUCACGACAGAUUUCCUCAGGCAUAAAUCGAGUUUCCUUUGCAAGUCGUUUAGGAUUGGCUCGCGCUUUAACACGCAUUGAUGAAACAUCUGCUGAUGCUCAACGUUAUUACAAUGAAGUAAUUAAAAUGGCGCCAGAGGUUCAUGAUGCCUACGUUGAGUUAGCAAACCUUCUCCUGAAAUCUGACCCCUUGCGGGCUGUGGAUAUUUAUUCCAAAUUUCCUGUGAAACCCAUCAAUGAGCAAACUUAUGAUGACGCUUUCAUUACUGGAGAAAUAGUUCGUCUUUUAAUGAAAUUUGAAAAAUAUGACGACUCCCGUUUGGCCCCAAACCUGAUUGCAUAUGGAAAAGUAAUGGGAAUAGCUUCCAUAGAUGGUUACAUUAACAUUCUUGACCAGAAAAUGAAGACUGAACUUCUGAUGAAUGUCUAUGCAGGAAUCCAUGAGAAACCUAUUCAAGAUCCAGAUCUUCAAGCAUUCUUCACAUUCAAGCACUGGAUAUAGGAUUCUUGCUAUUAGUAAUAAAGUAACAUGUUAGCAGAGCAGGAAUAUGCAUCCUGCUGAAGACAAACAUUUCAAAAGUUUGAAAAUUGUGUUCAAGUUUGUGUAAGUCCAAACAAGCACCAAUUUAAGAGUUUUCCUUCGGUUUAUACAAAAUACUCUGUACAUCAGGUGAUGCCUUUUCAUUUUACGUUAUGCCACUUAGCUGCAGUACCUCUUACAAUUAAUUGAUAAUGAAUCACUUCUGCUUUAUUUCCAUAAACAAAUAAUUCAUGAUGUUUAAUCUGCUAUGGGCUUGAAUUAAAUAGUUAAAAUAUCAAUCAUUUUAAGAAGUCUUCAGUUUUAUUAAUUGAUACAGUUAUGAAAAAUGUCAUAUCCCCUUAAAGGCAUGUCAUCAUUGAAAUAAAAACUGGGCAUUCUCAGUUCUGAUGAAGCUUUGACCUGAAAUAUUAACUGCUUCUCUUUCCUUUGGUGCCACCUGACCUACUGAGCUGAUCCAGCAUUUCCUGUUCUUUAAUUUCAGAUUUUGAGCCUCUGUAGUUUUUGUUUUGAUCGUUGUGUUUUCAUAGAUUUGGGUAACUGAUGGUGCAAUCAUCUGGAGAGCAAGAGAUACUUGUCAGCCAUCCAAUGCUAAUACUGCCUUUUGGUACAGCAAUCCACAUGGAUCCUACACUAGAGCCUUGUGAAGGAGGAAGCUUGCAGAUCUGUUCAUUACUAUACAUGGUACCUCAUUUCAUUUAUCAUCUGGUUGGCCUGUCUUCAUUAUUUACUACCUUCCAUGUGGCCAGUUGGAAAGCAGACCUUCUUUUGCCUAAAUGGAUGAUUCUUACUGCAAAUCUGUCUUUUCUUCAUUUGUUUGUUCAGUAAUGGUGCUCAAGAUAAUUUUCCUUUAUGAUUACUCUGAAUAAAGUCCUGAUAGAUCCUUAUAUCAGAUCAAACUUAGUGCUCGAAACCCUGCAAUGGGCAGAAAAAAGAAAUGCAUUUUCCAUGUGUAAAAGGCAAUAUCUAUUUUGAGAAAAGCAUUAGUAUUCCAAGUUGGUAUGUUUUGUUUAGAAGUGGUAAAUACUAAAUUAAACAGGUUUUAAAAUAAUGAUGGAGGUCCCAUGGUUGAAUUGGUCAAAGCACCAACUAAUAAUGGUGAAAUAUCUAGGUUAAAAUUCCAUCCAUGUCAUUAUCAUUACACGAGUGACUGGCAUGCGUGAAACUUCAUACCAAUGCUGUACUUUAAAGUAAGAAUUGCUAGCAUGAAAAUUUACUGAUUUCAAUGGACACAUGUCAAAAUAGAUCCAGUCCCUGCAAAUGCUACUUCCAAUAAAGUGUCGUUUGGCAAUUGGGUACGUUUCUUAAGUAUACUUGUACCAAAAUCUAACAGAAUUCUUUGUCCUUCCUCAAGUAUCUCUUUGGUGUCUCCAGGUCUCAAU